UUUAAGGGCAUUCCAACCGGUUAAUUCAAACAACACAAGCAGUUUCCCUGAGAUUUCCUAGAGCAUCCUUGGCAUGGAUUUCCAUAACUGAAACUAUGGAAAUGGUUGACAAGCCUCUCGCUUGCACGUACUAAGAAGCUUAAUGCCACUAAUCUCUAAACUUAAUUACUUGGUUUGGAAUUCAAUUUCACCACUUACUGUGAGUCUGUGACAAUAUGGCUGAAGCUGUAGUUACUGUUAUGCUUGGGAAUCUCAACUCCUUGAUCCAAAAAAGGUUUGGAUUGGUUUGGGGUCUCAACAAAGAGAUGGAGAAGUUAUCUAGCAUCCUCUCAACCAUCUGUGCUGUGCUUGAAGACGCAGAGGAGAGGCAGUUGAGAGAGAGGGCAAUCAAGAAUUGGCUGCAGAAACUUAAAGAUGUUGCAGGUGAGUUGGAUGAUAUUUUGGAUGAGUGUUUAAUGGAGGCAUCGCUACUGGAGUACAAAAGGCAGAGCUCUAGGUCAACCCAAAAGGUAAGAGCUUCUUUCUUCUCCUGUUUCAACCCAAAAAAUACUCCGUUUCGUUUCAGAAUUGCAAAACGGAUGCAAGAUGUUUCAGAUAGGUUGGAUGCAAUUGCUAAUGAGCGAAUGAAAUUUCACUUGCGUGAGGUUGUCCAGGGAAGACAUCUCCAAGUAAUAGACAAACGCCAAACUGGCUCCAUUGUUGAUGAGAAACAUGUGUAUGGAAGAGAAGAAGAUAAAGAUAAGAUUGUGGAGUUUUUGGUAGAUAAUUCAAGAAGUUCCAAAGAUCUGUCUGUCUAUCCUAUUGUGGGCAUGGGGGGCAUGGGAAAGACUACCCUUGCUCAGCUGGUGUACAAUGAUGAAAGGGUUCGUAGGCAUUUUGAGAUUAAAAUAUGGGUAUGUGUUUCUGAGGACUUUGAUGUCAAAAGAUUGAUAAAGGCUAUGAUAGAAUCUGCUUCUGGAAAUGCCUGUGAUGCUUUGGACAUGGAUCCUCUGCAGAAACGCCUCCAGAAGAUGUUGGAAAGAAAGAAGUUUUUAAUUGUUUUGGAUGAUGUGUGGAAUGAAGACCAAGAGCAAUGGGAAGGCUUAAGAAAUGUAGUUGCUUGUGGAUUAAAUGGCUCUUCGAUUGUAGUCACCACUCGUCUUAAAAAGGUUGCAUUGAUUAUGGGAACAAUUCCAAUGCAUCAGCUGUCUGUUUUAUCCGAAGAUGAUUGCUGGUCAUUGUUCAACCAACGCGCAUUUGGUAAUGAAAGUGAAGAGCGACCAAAUCUUGCAAAAAUUGGGAAGGAGAGUGUGAAGAAGUGCAAGGGAAUCCACUGGCUGCAAAGACUUUAGGAA
Messenger RNA from Ziziphus jujuba (common jujube), 1334 nucleotides. RefSeq names its product putative disease resistance protein RGA3. The transcript has a single exon. Bases 216 to 1331 code for a protein of 371 amino acids. Gene Ontology annotation, molecular function: ADP binding. The record is from RefSeq and is a predicted model, not a curated record. NCBI's taxonomy places the organism in Eukaryota, Viridiplantae, Streptophyta, Magnoliopsida, Rosales, Rhamnaceae.